AUGCUGAGCAUCUCAGUCAUCACAGUCCCAGUGCUGUACAACACGAUCGAUGCACCAAGUCAACUCCUGAAGCAAUGGUCGCGGCUCUACUACUAUGGCCAUAUCUACAUGCCAGCUAUGUCGGUCGCUGUCACCGGGCUGUUCUUUUACAUUGCCAUUCAGAAACGUGCUUUGAAGCAGGAUAUCUGGCUGCGCUAUGCGAUGGCUGGUGCCACAACGAUCACUAUGGUGCCCUACACCUUGACAGUGAUGGCGCCCACCAACAACAGUCUGUUUGCACUUUCGGAUGAGGCUUGGGACGGCUCUUCCAACUUGAGUCUGGGAGAGGUUCAGAAGAUCAUUUACGGUUGGGCAUGGUUGCAUGUUGCUCGAUGCUUCUUUCCAUUCGUCGGUUCCAUGAUUGGCUUGAUGAGCUUUAUGCAAGAAUCGAUGAGUCACUAG
Molecule: messenger RNA, 441 nt
Organism: Aureobasidium musti
Lineage: Eukaryota; Fungi; Ascomycota; Dothideomycetes; Dothideales; Saccotheciaceae
Source: the annotation of a GenBank genome assembly